AUGAACACGACUCUCAAUACCCAGCCGCUUCCACAGGCAUCUAUGGACACUUCCAUCCAUUGGAUGUUGGACGAAAAGCGCGUUCAAACCGUUGAUGGCAGCUGCGAGCACCGUCGCCAUCACAGUUGCUCUAGACGCAAGCUUAAUAUCGGAAUCAUGAUCCUUAUCAUGUCUCUUCUCCUCGGUGCCCUUACUUUUAUCUUCCUCAACCUGUUGGAAGCGACCGGCGAUGACCUCCUUGGCGGAUUCUGGAAGCGGGCCCUAGGAGAUGGAGUCUCCGGUACUGGGAACGAAUCUACAUUUACGAGGAACAAACACACGUACAGAGCCACCGUUGACUGGCUCGAAAAAGGAUUUACGCUACUUCGCGACACAUCAGACGCAAUGCCGGCCCUCACACAUCUCCAAUAUACCUCUACACUUAUCAUUCGUGCACAAGAAACCUUGAUGGAUGUUCACAAUGACGACCUUGCCUGGAAUGAAAUGAUUAAAGAUAUACGACUUCAUGCAAUGCAGAUUCAGGAAGGUCUUGAGAGACUGGAAAAGAAGGGCGUGUCCAACUCUGAUUACAACGGCCUCUUGGACGCUAUGGACGAGUAUAUGGGUGCUCUCAAAUCUAUCAGCAAUGAUGCACAUGUCGCAAUGAAAGAAGCUAGAGAUCGCCUUGGAGCCAGCAGUUCACGAUUUGGGACAACAAGGAUCAACAAGGAGCAGAUAUAUCGCCUCCGUGAAGCAGAAUACACGGCAUAUCAGCGUUAUCAUGUUGCUCUCGAAGUUCUCCUAAACCAAGUCAUGGGCGCAAACGCGCUAGUUGACGAGCUGAGAGAAGACGUGCGAGAAGUAAUUGCUCCUAAUUUACAUGAAGGGGAUGCAGACGGCAUUGAUGAAUCAAUAAUUCGCCUCUCGUAUGGGACUGAUCUCGAGAUUUGUGAACCUGGAACACGCGUUGAGAUCUUGACGAGAAUCCGCAACUGGGCAGACGACGCGAACCACUCACAGCAGAUCUUCUGGUUGAACGACGCUGCCGGCACGGGAAAGUCGACAGUAGCCACGACGAUAGCCAAAGAAUGGCAAGGCCAGGGCCGACUCGGAGGUCGAUUCUUCUUCAAUCCCAACGUCGCGUUGGACCAAGAUAUUCGUCGCUUUUGCCGUAUCGUGGCAUACGAUAUAGCAUCCAAUCAUCCACAGCUUGCUCCAUCUAUCAACUUGAUUCUGAUCGCAAGCCCAGAAGACACAAUGGACUUCGCUAUGCAGUUCGUCCGACUCAUCCUGGAUCCACUUCAGAGCCUGAGCAGCACGACGAGUAUAUUCCUCGUCAUAGAUGCUCUGGAUAAUUGCGAGUUCAAAUCGAGACAGCGGCUGCUGAAUGUCGUACUCAAAGAACUGCGGACGGCGCCAGGGAUCAAGCUCUUGCUGACCAGUAGACCAAUACCAGACAUCGGCGACCGACUCAGCGAUCCCGUAUAUAUAUGCGAGGGACACCUUCUUGACAUCAAUAACCGCUCUCAUGAGGAUAUUGCGCGUUACGUCCGUGCAAAUCUGGACCAACAGCUCGAUAUCAAGGAGCAGGAGCGAAUCGUUCAAUACUCUGAUGGUGUAUUCAUAUGGGCCGCGACAUUCUGCAGAGCGUUCAAACGAAGCAAUCUCGCCAAGCGACUCCUGGACGACUUUUCCCACUCCCAGGUCGCAGAUCCUCUCGACGCGCUGUACCUUGCUGUCCUCAAACAAGCUCUUGUGGACAAAAAUACCGUGGAAGACUUUAGAAAAGUGUUGCAGGUAGUCAUCUCAGUCUUUCAGCCCAUCUCCAUCAAUUCGAUCUCCACGUUGUUCCCAAAGGUGGACGCAGUCAACGAGUUUGUGCAGGACCUCGGUGCGGUGUUCAAGGAUGGACACCCGGACCGACCUAUCAAGGUACUGCAUCCGACGUUCAGGGAGUUCAUUGCGUCGAAUGAAGACCGUGCAAACGGAUUUCUAGUUCAAAUGGAGCCGUCCCAUUCGAUGCUCGCUAUGGCUUGCUUGGAUGUUCUAGAGAAGACACUCAAAUAUGACAUCCUGGACAUUCGUUCAAGCUUUUCAGUCCUUCCGAGGAGCAAAGAGGUCGCAGACUUGGAGACUCGGAUCGCAAGGAAGACCUCUCCGGCACUGCGAUAUGCAAGUUCGUACUGGAUUCACCACGUCUCUUCCUCUGAGGAGGCAUGGGAUUGCUGGAGAAGAGUAACUAAUUUCUUGCGUGACCACCAUCUACACUGGGCAGAAUUCAUGGGAUGGCGAGGCACCCUAGCUCAUGGAAUUCGUGGACUUUCGCAAAUUGGAACCAAAAUCGGGAGAGAGGCGCUGACCUUGUCUCCCCUCAACUCGGACGAUUUCUUCACCUUGCGACACGCGACACAUUUUCUACUUAGGUUCCAAGAUAUCAUCCACACGUCUCCACUUCACGCAUACACCAUUCCCUCUGAAUUGGUCCCAACAAACUCCCCUCUUGUGAGAUCGAAUGAUCCUAAGACUUGCUCGGCAACUGUCAAAAUCAUUGGUAAAGAUCACUUGGACUGGAUCAUGGAUGCGAUCCCUCUCGCUUUACCAGCCGGAAUUAAGCGUGCUUUGCUAUCCCCAGACGGAGCACGUGUAGUAAUGAGCGGCUUGAUAGGAUAUCUACGCUUGUGGGAUGCCAACACAGGAGAGCUCAUUCCCACCUCAUUCUCUGCGGAAGAGGAGCCUUACACUGUUGUGCAAGCUCUAGAGUUUUCCCCGGACGGGCGAUACUUGGCGAUUGCAACAGACAUCAGCGAAGUGCACCUUCUGGAUGUUUUGACUGGUGACACUCUGUGGAAGGCGAAAACUUACUUGGGGCACCUGCAUCUUCGUAUUGGAGCCAUGUGUUUUCUUCCGAAUGAAUCGUAUCUUGCAGUGGUGCUACACUAUAAAGGAUUUGAUAGGAUGUGGCAGAGUUAUGUGAUAUACUAUCACAUAGUCUCUGGUGAGCAGUCUACCAAGACUGUUGGUCUCUCCAGGUUUGUGGAUACCUUCAAGGUUUGUCCAGGCGGAACUCGGGCAGUGUAUACGGCUAGAGGAUCCAGGCAUAUUGAUUGCGUCAUUCUGGCUGAGCUCGUUUCUUAUGAAGGCUUGGAGUCGGACCAAGAUGACUACGAUGGAUGCGUUUACUUAUUACAAUUGACCAUUCCGUUGUCCCUCAAUCGCGUAAUUGAGAUCUCAAUAGAUGGGACAACGAGUGCUAUAUACGACCCAGAAGGAGGGGCAGCACUCAUACUUCUUGACUGCACGACCGGAAAACACAUCGAAAUGGUGGACCUUGAUGAACCUUACUCACAGUGUGCUGUCUUCGCACCACAGGGAGAUUUAAUGGCAACCGCCUCGUCCAAAGGUUCAGGGAUUCUGCUUCGUGAGAAGCAUAGUGGGAGAAUUACAAAGCGUUUUGGCACUACUCAUAGUUUUAGCAAUAUCUGGUUCUCGUCUGAUUCUCAGCGCCUCGCUAGUCUUUCAAAUGAUCAGCGAAUCCGUAUUUGGGAGGUCAAGAGUGGCGCCCAGCUUGAAACCUUCUUCGAUGGGUAUACACCUGGACCUCGUGUUAGCUUGUCGCACGAUUGGACCCGAUUACUAUGCAUCCAAGGCCAGGAAGCACUAGUUUACGACUUGACAUCCAAGGUUGCUGGUCCAAAAAGCCGUCAAUCCAACCAAAAUUAUAGAACGGGAGAAUAUAUUGCAGAAAACUCUAUGCUUGUUGUGCGGAGUGGUGCAUUUCCAGCCACCAGAGUAUUGAGUAUUUGGUCGACAGCAAGUGGAACACUGGAACCCAUCGCAACAUUAGGAGAGCUUCCAAGUCGCGGGGUGGAGACUUGCAUUACACCGGACCUCUGCGAAAUAUUAUGUUGGUCCUCGCAAGGCGAUAUAUCCCUCUAUAGUCUCGUCACUUACAAACGACUCCCGGUAUCCUUUGAGAAUGUCAAAGGAACUCCUCAAUCGGCUGCAGCAAAGCUAUGUUUUACUUCAAACGGAAGGCUCGUUGCGCUCUUGAAUACGUCCAAUAACACAGAGGCUGUUCAGGUGUGGGAAUAUAGGACUGGCAGGCAUAUCAUGGACACGCAGCAUCGAAAAGACACAGUCAAAUCAUAUACACUGAGCGAUACAUAUCUGGCGGUGUCUACGUUCGACCAGGUUCAAGUCUACCGAGUGAUAGACGGCAACCUCGUAGCAGCUGAGAGGAUAUCCUCCACAAAGCUUAUGACAUUUUCUCCCAAUUCAGACAAAUUGGCCGUAUUUCGAAGCAAGGGGUCCUCUAAGGGACCUCUUCUCCAAGCAUGGGCUGUCAGCCAUACCGGGAUUGAGGCUGAUGGGUGA
Messenger RNA from Serendipita indica DSM 11827, 4353 nucleotides. NCBI's taxonomy places the organism in Eukaryota, Fungi, Basidiomycota, Agaricomycetes, Sebacinales, Serendipitaceae. The record is from the annotation of a GenBank genome assembly.